This is a messenger RNA of Phycodurus eques (leafy seadragon), 4080 nucleotides long. It is a transcript of the gene nif3l1, whose product is annotated as NIF3 NGG1 interacting factor 3-like 1 (S. cerevisiae). The transcript has 7 exons. The record is from RefSeq and is a predicted model, not a curated record. Gene Ontology annotation, cellular component: mitochondrion; cytoplasm. The coding region runs from base 947 to 2173 and encodes 408 amino acids. Lineage: Eukaryota; Metazoa; Chordata; Actinopteri; Syngnathiformes; Syngnathidae.
CGGCCAAAAAUGGAGAAGCCGGCCAGUUGAUAAGAGUGAUUUUAUGUCCUCUAAAAGUCAUCUGUCGUGAUGCUUUCUCUUGUCGUAAUAGGCUUUUUGGAGGGUAUUAAGGUUUGUCUGCUCCUCUCAGAAAUGGGAAAGAAAGCCUUCACAGAAAUGUGGAGAACAAGAUUAAUGUAUUGAUUUUUGAAAACGGUAAACCUAUGUUUCCCAACCUUUUUUCAGACAAGGCACAUAUUUUAGUCUCACGGCACAACGCCAGACAUAAAUGUCUAGUAGAUUUUUCACGUAUCUGUACUUGGAUUUGAGUAUCCGCUGUAUUUUUUUCAGGUGACUUUUUACUUUUGCUCCCAGAUUCUUUUCUGCAAGUUUCUGCACUUUUACUGAAGUACAAAGUAGUUUUGCCAUCUCGCCCUUUUACGUGACAUUUGCUCGGAGCGAUGAGCAAAUAGCGCAUGACGUAACACCAGACCCUUUCCCCCGAUCCCUCCCUGAUCCGUCCGACAUCCAGCAUCGACCUUUAUCGCGCUAAUCCCCGAUAAUCUCUCAGAUUGGGCCUCAAUGCUAAUGCCGCCACUCGAAACGGGACCUGCGGUUUAGCAUUGAACAUUGCCGACCUUCCGCUGUGUUUUUGUUUAUGUGCGCGGGUCGCAUGUGUUCAUUGCAGAGGACGUGAUAAUCCGGAUUUCUCAGAAGUAGUGCGUCGUUCGGCUGGUGGAACAGAUGCCACACACACACACCCACACACACACCCACCCACACACACACACACACACACACACACACACACACACACACACACAGAGUUGUCCUCUGAUCUUUUCCUGCUCAUUUGAAAAGAAAAACUACAUUUUUUUUGAAUGCUUUACUUACAAAAUGGUGUUACACAAUGCAGCAAAAUUCAGCUAGGUAAUAGCUGCUACUCAUCAUGGGUCUCUGACCAGGGAUGCUUCGGUCUCGAGAUGAAUGGAUUGAUGCAAGGUCUCACUUGAUAUCGACUGGAUGUAAGAACCUUCCGAGGACAUUUCUAUCGCAAAUACACAGCCGUGUUUGGACCAGGUCCAUUCCUCAAAACGCAGCCCCUCGUUUCCGCUCCAUCCUCCCCCGCUGUGGUUCCGCUCUCCGCCCCAGCCCGAUGGAGCUCAAGGACGUCCUAAAUGUUUUGGAGGAUCUCGCUCCCCUCUCGCUGGCCGAGCCGUGGGACAACGUGGGCCUGCUGCUGGAACCCAGCGAGCCGCGGCCCGUCAAAACCGUCUUGCUGACCAACGACCUCACGCGGGCCGUCAUGGAGGAAGCGCGGGCCGAAGACUGCGAUCUCAUCAUCUCCUAUCAUCCUCCGCUCUUUCGACCGUUCAAACGUCUGGUCCAGAAGGACUGGAAGCAGCGAUUGGCUAUCCGAGCGUUGGAGGCCGGCAUCGCGGUCUUCUCGCCUCACACGUCCUGGGACAGCGUUCGUGGAGGAGUUAACGACUGGCUGGUCGGAGGACUUGGUGCCGGUCAGGUGUCCGUGUUGAAUCAGGCCUAUGUCCGCUUCCCUUACAGUCACGUCGUGCAAUUCCAAUGCAAUGAUAACCUGUUAGACGUUCUCGUGGAGGAACUGAAGGCUUUGGAUGGAGUAAUAGUACAAGAUCCGCUCAGAUGUGAUGCCUCCAAGACUCAAGUCAGCCUGUACUGCAGUGAUGCAGCGCUGGCUCCUGUUGUGGGUAAAGUGACGCGAUACAUAAUUGAUGCCGACGCGUCCGUCCGCAUCCUUAAGGCAGAAAGGCCCCCUUGGCAGGGCCACGGUCAGGGGCGACUCAGUGUUUUGGACCAGCCGGUAUCCGUGGCGACAGCUGUGGAGAAAAUGAAGUCCCACUUGGGUUUGCGGCACCUCCGUUUGGCCCUCGGACAGGGACACACGCAAGAAUCCUUUGUGCGCUCCGUGGCUGUAUGUGCGGGAUCAGGAGCCUCGGUGCUGAACGGCGUCCAAGCGGACCUUUACGUCACCGGUGAGAUGUCCCACCAUGAGGUGCUGGAUGCGGUUGCUAAGGGAACGAGCGUCAUCCUCAGCGAUCACAGCAACAGCGAGCGCGGCUAUCUGUCCGUGUUCCGGGAUAAACUAACUGAAAAGGUUGCCGCCGAUGUCGUCGUGAUGGUGUCCAAGGCUGACAGGGACCCCUUGGAGGUUGUCUGAAGAAUACGGUUACUGUGACCCCCCCCCCCCGCAAUUUGUGGGGGAAAGAGACCCAAACCUGCCGCGAAUAGCGACAUUUCUACAAUAAUUUACACCCACCCUCAAAUGGCUUUGUAAUUGCCGAUGGAUCGUACAAGAUGGCACCGAAGUACUGCUGAUGUCUAAAUGAAGCUCUUCAAUUCACUUCAACGUGUAGUUCCUUGACACCAAGAUAGCACCAGAUGAUUGUUGUUAUUGCUUUGGCCUGAGCACAAAAAGAGGAAAUAGGUGACUUUUUCAGCAAAUUAAAAAAGGACGUUGAUUCAUCCCCCAAAAAUCUGUCAGUAGGUCAAUUCGAAAGUCCUGUGUAAUAGAAAAGUAGUGCUUUGGUGUCAAGGAACUAUGUUGAAGUGAGGGGAGGAGCUUCUUUUAAACAGACCUUCUUGGGGGGGGGGGGGGGGGGGGUGCGUGUCAAAUACUCGCACAGGCCAAACCCUUGUCUAAUAAAAAAAGUUGUGGUUUGGCGCCAUCUAUAUUAGGGCUUUGGGUUAUAGGGCUCCAUGCAUAUUUGCAGGUGGAAUACUGGAAUUAAAUGUAUGGCACAAAACAAUAAUUUAUGCAUGUGUAAAUUCUAUCCCUCAAAUCAUGAAACCGCUUUCUUUAUCACGACAGAGCCGCCUGUUUUUCCUCUUCCUGUGACCUUGUUUUAGUCAUUUGGGAUGACACGCGAAAAGUCACAGAUAGCGGUGGGAGCGUGCCGUCAAAAUGUGUUUCAUCGCUGUCCAGUGAGUGCAGGGGUUUUAUUUUUGGAAGUUUUAAUCCUGAUAAUCACUCACAUCAUGUUCGCCUCUAUCCGUCACGGAGGGAUGUCUUUUCCAACCGGAGUGAGAAUCACGCAAAUGUUUCAUUAUUAUUAUUUUUUAAAGCAAUCCUCAUCAGAUUGAACGAAAACCUUGAAGAACACUUUAAACAUGUUCAAAGAAAGUGGAUCAGACCGGCGCUAAAUACAGCGGUUCUGAAAUUUGAUACCGAAGCGAAAAGAAAUGUUCGUUAGAAAAUGCGUACAGUAAUUGAUAUUAUGAAAAGGGAUAUGAUUAUACAGGAAUUAUUUCUAUAUCUACUCUGAAAACACAUACAAGUAAGGCAAUUUUUUUGUUUUUUAGUUAUCAUUACUAAUUUAGAAUUUUGGCAAUUAACGAAGUGAUGACAACACAAUACAGUGAGUAUUUGUUGAACUGCUGCCACCUACUGUUGACAACAGAGCAGGACGCUCAAGGAACAUUUCGGUCCUGCAAGCGCUUAAGUGGCAGAUGAAUCAUGCAAGCAGGAGGCACUGCUGUAUAUGUUGUUUCCUCCGUUGCCACUGUUAUCCCGAGAGACAAGACAUGACACGUGAGAAAUGAGGCCAAGGCCCAAAAUAACUGACAGAAAAUGAUUAUACAAAAACAUGUACCCGAUGCGUUUCCGUAUGGGUGUAACUAAGCACCGGUGUCUGAAGCUAAAUGAGUAAUCUGUGGUAAAAGUGGAUCCAAAACUGUUGUGGCAAGUAAUGAAGUACAAAUGCUGUGUCACUGUCAUCAUCUUUCUUUUCGUUUCAGUGUGAGGAUAAGAAAACAGGCCACGUUCGUCUCUCACUCUGAUAAUUGUAUUUUCACCGUUGUGAGACAACGCAAGUCCUAAUUGGUCGGGCACGCCACUUGCAUAAUGCAGAUGAUAACAGCCUGUUCAUGUGUGCAUGCUGAUGUGACCUCGCCUGGGGAGAAAGAAACUUCUUCGACCAGUCGAGCAGUCUCCUUGCAUGCAAGAGUAUAUUCAACUGUACAGCAUCUGUCAUUAUUCUCACGUACAUGUCAGUCUGCACUUCUACUUUUAGCAGUCUUUUACACAAGUAUCUGUACUUCUACUUAAGUAAAAGUGUGAGCACUUUA